UCCUGAAGCCAUUAUUUAUCUCCUUAUCAAUCCUAAGGUGCAAGAAUUUUUGGACGUCACCAAAAUAUCCUUGGACAAUCCUUGUAUUUAUUUUAAUUCCAGAAAAGUCGUUCAGCAUCGAACCUUGGACAUUACUCUCUUAUCGUAUUUAAACUUUCUACAUCAUUUGCAGGUUGUAUCUAGACUUUUGUAAAAUGAGGAUCCAUCUCAUCUUUCUCGGAUUCCUCCUAGUUAUCCAAAGUGUUGUGGGCCCUCCACCAAAAAAGCGACUUGAAGAUAGCGAUCCAAUUGUGAACGAAAUUCCCGAUGCAGACAAACCAGCUGAUCCUUACAAGGAUUUCCCUGAUGCCAGUGAAUACAAAGAAAAUGUGUAUCCAGAAUCAGUCGACAACAAGGAUGAAUUAAAAUUAGAGUAUGAAAGAUACAUGACUCAAGUUGUUUCCUUGCUGGAAACAGAUCCUGAGUUUAAGAAGAAAGUUGAAGCUGUGAAUGAUAAAGAUGUUCAGUCAGGAGCCAUCGCCAAAGAGCUUGAAUAUGUUGACCACAAUAUUCGAACAAAAUUAGACGAACUCAAACGAGCUGAAAUUGAAAGGUUGCGACAACUUGCUCAUAAAGCAUAUGUUCAAAGUAACGGAAGUGAAGUUCACAAAUUACCAGAACAUUUAGACCAUGCAAAUCCUCAUAGUUUUGAAGUUGCUGAUUUACAAGCUCUGAUCUUCAAGGCCUCCAAGGACUUGAGCGAAAUUGACCAAAAAAGGAAAGAAAUGUUCAAGGAGUAUGAAAUGAAGAAAGAACUGGAAGAGAAAGAAAAAUUACAGAAAAUGUCAGAAGAAGAGAGGAAGAAGUUUUUAGAGGAGCAGAAGUUAGAAGAUAAAAAACACCAUGAAUUAAACAAACAAAUUCAUCAUCCAGGAAGUCAAAAGCAGUUGGAAGAUGUUUGGGAACAACAGGAUCAUAUGCAGAAGGAAAAUUUCAACCCACGAACAUUCUUCAUGAUGCAUGAUUUAAAUGGAGACAUGUUUUGGGAUGAAGAGGAGGUUAAAGUCUUAUUCUUAAGAGAAGUGGAGAAAAUUCAUCAGGGUGAAUCAAAUCCAGAUGCCAUCGUUAAAAAUGAAGAUUUAGAAAGGAUGAGAGAGCACUAUUAUAAUGAAGUCGACAAAAAUAAAGACAGACUCAUCAGCUUGGAAGAGUUCAUAGCCUCUACACAACAAGCUGAAUUUCGUCAGGAUGACGGUUGGAAGCCAGUGAAUGAACAGCAAGUUUACUCGCAAGAAGAACUCCGUCAAUUUGAAAUGCAGCAACACCACAUCAAUCAGCUCAUCGCAGAGGGCAAGCUUCCACCAAGUGCUGCGUACCAAUACCACGGACUGCCGCCUCAACCUCCUCAUGGCUAUCACUAUGAUCCUAAUGCAGUUCCAUACAAUCAACCACAGUACCAGGCUCCUCAAUAUCACGGCGCACAAUACCAAGCAGUGCAUCCUGCACAAUACCAAGCUGCUCCACCUCAACAAUUCCAAGGAGCUGGUGGCCAUCACGCACAGUAUCCAGCAGGAGCACAUGUACCCCAGCAUCAGGCGCCGCAAGCUGCGGUCCAUAUGCAGCCUGGAGUCGGAGCUCAUCCGCAACAAUAUCAAGCUGCAGCUCACGCACAGCCACAACAAUACCAAGCUGCGGCUCAGGCACAACCUGGAGCUCAUCCACAACAAUAUCAAGCUGCUGCUCAGGCACAACCUGUAGCUCAUCCGCAACAAUAUCAAGCUGCGGCUCAGACGCAGCCUGUAGCUGGGGCUCAUAAUCAGCAAUAUCAAGCUCAACCUCAGUAUCAAGCUGCAGGUCAACAACAAUAUCAUCAACCAGCAGCCCAGAAUCAGCAAGUACCUGCAUCCCAGAACAUGGGAAGCCAAGGUUACCAAGUCCACCAGACGGCCAGUGAUCCCAAACCAGCGGUUAGUCAAAACCAGCACUUAGCCAAUGAUAUUCCGAAUCAACCACAACAGCAACAGUCUUUAGGUGAUAACACUCUGUCGCAAGGAGGUGUUGCAGCCAACAACAUCCAGGAUGGAGGUUACAAGGCGCAAAACGCGUAUCAAACAGGAAAUCAAAUCCACGGGGACCAAAUGAAGGCCAAGUCUGCCCAUGACAGCAUGAAGAAUCAUGUCUAAUCCAACCCAAGUGCCAUGUCGUGAUCAAAUACUUUCUGAUUGUAACAAGUUUCCUUAAGUGAAAUAUUUGUGCUAAUCGGUGAGUACCUGAACUCACCCGUUUUUUUAAAACUGCAUCAAUUUUUUUUUGUUUUUUUUUCCAAACAAAUAUGUUUUGUAUUUUUGUUUUUGUUUUCCCCUCAUUGAAGUUAGUUAUUGAGUUUUACAAAGUACAUUCAAUGCAACUAUAAAUGCAACUGGUAUCUUGAUCCGUGACUUCAGAUGGUCAAGCUUCCAAGUUUCAAUUUUUCUUGCACUGCCACUUUCCAUAACUUCAUUUAAUUUUACUUGUGCGAAAACCAUGAAACUUCUAAAUUUUUACUGUGAAACAAACAGAUCACUUUUUCAUUAUUGUUUGCAGAAUCGGUGAAUUUGGUUUUGGCUAGUUUCUUUGACUACAAAGCCUCUGAUUUGCCAUUACUUUGAACGACUGAUACUUGUGAGUCCAUUCAAACUAUUUAAAUUAUUCUUACACCGAAAGACAGGUGAAAUUAGAAUGUCUCCGCGAUUCAGAACUAACUUUUCAAAUUAAUGUCUUCCUUAGUAGAUUUUUUGUGGGACAUAUCACCUUAGUCGCAUGACUCAUCAGAAAAAUGUUGACCAUUCUAUUCACAGCAAACGCAAGUAAAACAGUUUAUUUUUUUGUGUUUUGUAUAUAUUAAUUGAGCUCAAUAAUAUUGAUGUAUUUUCAGGGGGAUUUUAAUUGAAUCCUCCGAAAGAACAAAUCUAUUGAAUCGUGCACUGCAAUGUCAAAUGUUUUUAGCUCUUGCCACUCAACAAGACCUCAGUGAAUGUGGUUCCAUUGAGUCUCUCUGUACUUUUUCAUCUCUCCUAUUUUUAUUGUUGUCUAUGGGACAACCAUCAUUUUUUUAUUUAUUUUUUUUACAUACUGUAUCAUUAGUUUUUUAUGAUGCAUUUAUCUUUCUCCAAUUCUCUCUUUUUUGUCGUAAGAGAAAUUGCUUAGUUUGUUGAGGGAGAAGCAGAAUUAGCCGAAAACAGUUAUUCUUUGUAAGGCUAAUUUUGCUACUAUCAUUAACUAAUUAGCCGACUGUCAUUAUUUCAGGCUAAUCUUUGAGAAUGGCUUUUUCUUAUCGUAGAAAUAUUCUCAAUCCACCCAGUAUUUUUUUUUAUCUGUGUGAAAGAGUAGGCACUCCCCAGAAAAGUGCUCAAAGAAACUUUGAGGAAAAUUAUGAACUCAUUUUCAUGAAAAUUUUAGCAUUUAAUGCAUUUCAUAAAUCCCCCCCCUCCCCCUUAAAUUCUCAUUAUCUACGUAUCAAUUUUGCUCAAAACCCCGUUGGUAACUUUUAAAUUUUUAAAUCUUUGUUCCUGCUUUGAACAUUAAUUUUUUAUUACUAUACAUUUGUAACAAAAUCACUCUUCUGUGGUUACCUAUCUUUUAUCUAGGUACCUAUUCGAUUGUAUUUUUUCUUCAAAGCAAAUUAAUGCAAAGGAAAAAUUAUUCUCUUUGAAUAUAGUAUAUUUUUUGAGCAGAUGAAGAUUUCUGUUUUUCUCAGAGUUAUGCUCACAGUUGUCUUAUAUUGAUCGAUUUAAUGUUAAUUUUCAUCAAUACUCAUGGUUAUUUUUUAUUCCUAAUCCAUAUUGCAAUGAUACACCCACUCAUUGACAAAAGACAAUUCUCAUCGUUUGUCAGUCCUACCAAUGAUUUGUAGAUCAAUUUAAUGGAAUUAUUGUGGAAUCACAUUGAAUAAUACAUGUGAUUGAAUUAUGAUGAGCUCGCUGAUAGGAGAUUGAUCAAAUAAACUUAUCCCAAGAACAACUUGUUCUUAAAAUGACAUAAAUACGAAAGUAACGAAUGAGUAUCCAGUCCAGACCAUACCCUCAACUCAGAUUGUGAUUUGAUAUACUUGAGUGAAGCAAGCAUAAUCAUACAGAAUCCCUGUUAAAAACCGAAUAGCAUUCGGUUAAAACACUCAAUGGGGCAAGUUUUUUUGCCUUGAUUUGUUACUUUGUAUCAAUGGCAUGUGCAAGUUAAUUUCCCUGCUAAACUCAAUCAAUAGUGCUCUCUUACAUUAUUAUCUUUAGUGUUUUGUUCUAGCUUCUAGUUUUUAUAUCUAUUUAUCGGUCUAAAAUGUUAGGCCAGGAAUACAGAAGUUUAUACUAAUGGUGUGCAUUAACUUUGACCUAAAAGUUAUGAGUUGGUCUCAGGUAUAGUUAAACAAUAAAUCCUACAAGGCCAAAAUAUUUCCAUGAUCAUGAAGAGGGUUUACUCCUAAGUGAUGAAAACAUUUUCAUUUGGACCGAGUUCAUCAGGAAGGAAUCAACCUACAUUAAGUUGAAACUGAGAAAAAGAUGUUCGAAGUUUUAUUUCUGCAUAAAGCUCAAUAUAGAAAAUAAACUUUGGUUCUUUUCUGAUAAACACAGCCCAUUUAUUGAAAAAUGCCCGAGUGUCGCAUAGUCUUCAAAGUGUUUUAAAAUGCCAUUUCAUGACUAUUUUCGCAUUUCUAAUGACUAGUUCAAUUUUUCGCUCGUAUCUUUUCAAGGCGUGAGCAAUAGACAAUUUUCUUGCAGUAAUUUUUCUCUGGUGCCUGAAAAAUUACCAAUUCACACUUGAUUAGCUAACUUUGAUUAGUCGUUCCAAACGUAAGAGAAACAAAGGGUUUCAUUUCUAAAGUCGUCCAAGCUAACCGAGCCCAUGAACACAGGUUAAAUUUUUCAACGUUAUAUUUUGAUGAGCCUGUUGCAAGUUCUGAAAAGUUUUAUCAGCUGUCUGGUAUGUGAUACCUCUAAGACUUUUGUUUUCAUCUUUAGAGUUAAUUCCAAGCUAAAAUUGAAUAAAUUGUUGCUAAAAAGAACUAAGUCUUGUCAAUUAAAUCAAAAGAAACUUUGAAAUAUGCAAAUUCUGAGCAAAUCUUUCCUUUUGAUUCAACUAAAUCACACUUAAUUCUUCCUUUUAAAUUAAAUGUGCCCAAUUUAUUUUUGAGAAUCCAAAAUACCAGGUUUUCUUUUUGUAAAGGAAAAAUAGAAAUUGACCAUAAGUCCAUUUUUAUUGCCUUGACAAUUCUUCAACCAGUAAUUUAAGACCUUCCCUUAUGGGCAGUAAAGAUACCUGAUUGCGGACAUCUUAAUUUAUUGUAAACUUAGUCAUAAGUUGCUUUCGUAACCAGCAUUUCAGAAGGGUAGAUAUUGCAGAAUUUUUUGCCAUUUUUUUGAAGGCUGGUGAAAAUUAUUGAAGAUUUCUGCGACAGGAAGUCUUUCAAUAAAUUCAAUCUAUGAAAAGUAAUUUGCAACAGACCCUUUCAAUAAUGAACUUAGAUUCUACUCUCAUGAAAGGAAGCACUUAUUGUGAGUCCUAAGACAUUUCAGUUGCAUUUAUCCAGUUGUGUUUUAUUUGAUGUUAUUAUCAAUUUUAUUUUAAGUUUUUGAUUCAUAAAAAUAUUUACCGUUGCAAACAUUAUUAAAUCUUAUGUUGACGUCUUAGGUCUUGUUGUGAAUGAACUGUGAUAGGUAAAUUUAAUCCUCUUUUUUAAUGAAAAAUAAAUUCAUCUAAAAAGCUUUA
Bemisia tabaci is the source of this 5718-nucleotide messenger RNA. RefSeq lists its product as uncharacterized. Gene Ontology annotation, molecular function: calcium ion binding. The record is from RefSeq and is a predicted model, not a curated record. Gene Ontology annotation, cellular component: extracellular exosome; endoplasmic reticulum-Golgi intermediate compartment. Lineage: Eukaryota; Metazoa; Arthropoda; Insecta; Hemiptera; Aleyrodidae.